Microtus ochrogaster (prairie vole) is the source of this 3477-nucleotide messenger RNA. It is a transcript of the gene Cntf, whose product is annotated as ciliary neurotrophic factor. Gene Ontology annotation, cellular component: axon. Lineage: Eukaryota; Metazoa; Chordata; Mammalia; Rodentia; Cricetidae. Gene Ontology annotation, molecular function: cytokine activity; growth factor activity; ciliary neurotrophic factor receptor binding. The record is from RefSeq and is a predicted model, not a curated record. Gene Ontology annotation, biological process: positive regulation of axon regeneration; positive regulation of tyrosine phosphorylation of STAT protein; astrocyte activation.
GAUGCCUCAUAGCUCUGUAUUUGGCAGACUCCAAAUGGGUGUUUCAGUUGCUUGCUUGAGGUUAUUAAAGAUACUAUGAAGUACAGUUUACUCUGAUAAUGACAGAACCUUGGUUGCAUUUAACAUUAGUGCUUCUUGACAACGCUUUUAAUACCCAUAUCAAGUUAGAAUUUAAAAAAGAAAACAUAGUCUAAUUUUGAUUAAAAGUUCAGUGGCAGUCAUUCCUCAUUUAGUGUCUGCCUAUGUCAAUUCGUUCCUGAGAUGGUCUAUGUUUGAACUUCUUGGCAACAUCUGAUAUAAAAUAGGGACAGUCACUGACCCAUUUGAGGACGAAACUUGGAAACUUCAGGCAACAGCAUCACCCACUGACUACAGUACAAUAGAACGAAAGCUCUGUAAGCACCUUUUAACUCUUUUGUCCUCACUUCAAAACCUUGUUCAUUCUCUUGUUAGCAUGGAGUAUGACUGGGACUGGGAAGAAAAAGAAGCGUGUUGUCACUUGAGUAAAACUGCCUGAGAAAUGUUACCCAGUAGGGUUGGGUGUUUCCUUUGGGAGAGAACAGGCCUAAACAGUGCCUUUCACAUCCUGUAGCUACUAGGAAGGCUCCAUGAUUGAGAUUAGAGAUGCUCCUUUAGCUAAUUAUAAACAAGUUUAACCUUAUAAGGGAUAGGAAUGGAAAGAUGCUACAAAAGACCUGCAUCACAUAGUCUUUGUCUCUUGCACAAAAUAGAAGCUGUACAAAGAAGUCAUAAAGUUGGGAAGGGGGAGAAUAAACCCAAAGACCAGUGUAGGAACACAAGUCUAGUUUAUUGGAUUAACUUCUUUGAGGAAAGUUUUUUUUAUAUCAAAUGAGAACACUUUUCUUUUACCUCCAAAAAAUACUAAUAUUUAGCCCAGAAUUAAUAUAAGAAUCAUGAAGUUUAAAUAUUGGAGCGUAUUAUCUGACCCAUUUGAUAAAUGGCACUUAAUAAUCUACUUUGCCAUGCUAAAGAAAAAUUUAGGCUGUAGAAAGCAGAAUAAAAUCAACAGAUUAUAUGUGUAAAUAACAGACUAUUAGGCAGGGGUGGGUGUCAUGAGGAUUAGUGUGAUAGUGACCUUGUUGCUAAGUACAAAAGCAAAACAAUGACAUAAAAACAAGUGCUGAAUACUGAGUGGAGGAGAGAGAUGGAGGCAGACACUGUGGGGGGAAAAAGACUGAUUAAAAGGGCUCUUUGAUUCCACAGGCACAAAAAUCCACAGCCAGGAAUUUGCUGCCACCUCUGAGUCAGGCAGGGGGUGGGGAUGGGGGUGCACAAUCCCAUUAGAGAAUGCCCAGUGGAGUUAGUCUGUGGGAGUUACAUUUCUUAUUUGGCCCUGUGAAGACAGAAGCAAACCAGCUCACUUGUUUCCUGGGACAGUUGAUUUAGGGGAUGGCUUUUGCAGAGAAUUCACCUCUGACCCUGCACCGCCGGGACCUUUGUAGCCGUUCUAUCUGGCUAGCAAGGAAGAUUCGCUCAGACCUGACUGCUCUUAUGGAAUCUUACGUGAAGCAUCAGGGCCUGAAUAAAAACAUCAACCUGGAUUCUGUGGAUGGCGUGCCAGUGGCAAGCACUGAUCGCUGGAGUGAGAUGACUGAGGGAGAGCGACUCCAAGAGAACCUCCAGGCUUACCGUACCUUCCACGGGAUGUUGGCCAAGCUUUUAGAAGACCAGAGGGUGCAUUUCACCCCAGCUGCAGGUGACUUCCAUCAGGCAAUACAUACUCUUCUGCUCCAGGUUUCUGCCUUUGCCUACCAGCUAGAGGAGUUAAUGGUGCUGCUGGAGCAGAAGAUCCCUGAAAAUGAGGUUGAUGGGACGUCUGUUGCUGUUGGAGAUGGUGGCCUCUUUGAGAAGAAGCUCUGGGGCCUGAAGGUCCUUCAAGAGCUUUCACAGUGGACCGUGAGGUCUAUCCAUGACCUCCGUGUCAUUUCUUCUCAUCAGAUGGGAAUCCCAGCACAUGAGAGCCAUUAUGGGGCCAAGGGCAAACAAAUGUAGCAGUUAGCCCUUCCCUCUCAUUUUUUGUUCUGCGGAGAUAUAGGUAGUUCCCUGAGGCCUUGUUUUCCCAGAACCAAUUUUUGAAAACCUUAAACCACAAGCAGUUUCAUGAAGUAGGCUUGACCAUAUUUGAACGGAUGUACAUGGUUGUUCUGGGUGUAUGCAUGUGUAGGAACAUUUUUGUUUGUACUGGUGGUAUAAUAGAGUAGAAACAAGGGAAAUAUCCUCCCACCUUAGAGUUUUAGUGUCCCUGAUACUGAUACUAAGUGACCUUUCUAGGCAUUUAACAGCUUUUCAAGCAGAAGAGAAAUUGUAACUAGUUGUGAUUGACUUCUGAAAAGACUGAAUAAACAAAUUAGAAGUCCUAGCCUAUCACCAUUCAAACUACCAUAGUAAUAUUGGUGUGCUGAGGCAAUGAGUGCCAUAGCUUUAUGUAUAUUCUAUAUAACUUUACAUCUUUGUCUCAGAAUGUUAGAUGUGUCUUGUGAUCUAUCCCUAGCACUGAAAAGCAAGCAGCCUUUUGUUAAAUAUCCUCAGAAGUCAGCAGCAGAUGUCCAAGUGUUUGUAGCCCAUACCUGACAAAGAACAGCAACUACAAAUCUUAAGAUUUCAUUUGGGUGAAAAAUGGGGCCCAGUGUACUUCCAUACUUGGAAACAGAGGAUAUGCAAUAACAGAGUGGUUAGGGUUGACUGUGUACUUGAGUAUUGGGCUAAUCAUUGUUUAUAGGAAAUUAACAGAUCAGUAAUACAGGUACGAUAUAUAGAUACUCGAUAGUGAGUGGAAUGCUGAGGUUAAAGAUCACAGAGCUCCAUCACCUUACAUUCUCUGGGCUUACUCAUGAGGGGAGGAUGAAGUCUAGUUGGUCCCCACUGAGAAUGCCAAGGAUUCUUAAACAACACAGUACCGCUCUGCUUUUAAUGUUCUUGUGAGAGCCACACAGCGUGGAAGACUAGGAAACAGAAGUCCCUGGAAAAGAUCUGCGCAUUAGUGGUGUACUGUGAUUCCAACAAUUUGUAGCAUUUGUUUUUUACUUAUUUUUAGAUAAACCUGAGAGAUCUUGAGUUGAGGGCCCAAGUCUAAUCAUGACAUCUUGCUUCAUAAAUGAGUGAACUAUGCAUGAGUCAGAGAGGGCUAACUUCCAUAAGUUGCAUGAGGUGGGGAUAUGUGACUCAUCUUGUGUGCUCUCCUAUAAUGGGUUCCAUAAAGGCUAAAACUGAUUUAAGUACAUGACCAUACUCGGUUAAGCAUUGUAGUAGCUCAGGGGAAGUGAGACUAUGUUUUCUACUAUGCAUUUUUGAAAAUACAGUUGUAUAUGUAUAAAAUAAAAAGAUCAAAACUAGAAUGGGAUUAUAAAGAACUAAAAGAGAUCAUUUAAAGCCACAACUAAAUGUGCUUCCUGGGUUGGUGGAGUAUAAUACAGAAUAAACUCCAACAGAGGGGAUAAAGAGAGAGAGAGAGAGAGA